Messenger RNA from Apaloderma vittatum (bar-tailed trogon), 2348 nucleotides. It is a transcript of the gene CHGB, whose product is annotated as chromogranin B (secretogranin 1). Gene Ontology annotation, cellular component: secretory granule. The transcript is spliced from 4 exons. The annotation marks the transcript as partial. The record is from RefSeq and is a predicted model, not a curated record. NCBI's taxonomy places the organism in Eukaryota, Metazoa, Chordata, Aves, Trogoniformes, Trogonidae.
GUGUCAGCACAAUUCAGGUGGAAAAAGACCAUACUGAAGAAAUGGUAACACGGUGCAUAGUGGAGGUUUUGUCCAACGUUCUAUCUAGGCCAAAUGCACCACCAAUUAAUCCUGAAUGCAAAGAAAUCUUGAAGAAGAGUGGUAGAAAUGAUAAAGACAGAAGUGAAAACAAACAACUUGAAGCGAGGCAUUUGAAAGACCCAGCAGAGACUGAAAAUCACCGUACUGGGAGUGUGGAGAAAGAACAAAGUCAGGCAGAAGAGGAAUCUAAAGAGUACAUGAAAGGAAGUGAUGAGGAGAAACUUGCUCAAGAGGAAGGCAAAAGCAAGGAAGAGGAGGAUGGACACCACACACCUAUUCAAGAAGAGAGACUUCAUAUGGGAGAACAGAAAGACUAUCAGGAAAUUGGAAGAGAGGAGAAGAGCUACCACAGUAAAGAAGACAGCAAAGAGAGUAAGCAUCGUGACAAAGAGGUAGAGAAUGCUGUUCUCAAAAAGAAGUCCUAUUCUGGAGGUAUGAGCACAGAGCAAUUCCCUGAUGGGAGUGAUCAGCGCCCUGUGGGCCACUGGCACUCGGAGGAGGGAAUACAGAGCCCUUUCAAAAGAAUUCGUGAAGGUGAAAAGGGAGAGAUGGAGGAAGAAAUAAGUCAAAAAUACCAUCAUGAAUCUAAGGAACGUGAUUUCUCCCAUCAGCAAGAGCCUGAAGAAUCUGAUGAAAGUGAAGAAGCAGAGGGGGAAAAGCAACCCAAUAAACCCAAACAUCAUCAUGGGAAGCAUAGAAUGGGUGACUUCUCUGAAGAGAACGGCGGCCGUGAUGGUCCGAAAGAGGAAGUAGCUGAGGAAUCAAACACAGAGGAGGCCCAUCUCUGGGACAGAAGGAACCACCGUCAGAAACAGCAUGAAGCAUCUGAACAGCAGCGUGAGGAGAAGAGUGGUUAUCAUGGGAGGCAUGGGUCUGAGGAGCUGGAGAGGAGGCAUGCAGACCAGGGAAUUGAGGAGUACAGAGAAAGGUGGCAGCAGAGUGAAGAGAGCAGUGAAGAGGAAAACAACGGGCAUCACCACAGUGAGGAAAGUAAUGAGAAAUGGCAUGGGGAGAAGAGACACCAUGAUGGAUCCCAUGAGUUGAAGAGACACCAUUCUGAGGGAAGGACACAUCUUGGAGAUGAAAGUGAGGAAGAGCUGGACAGGUAUCAUCUCAGUGGUAGCAGCAAGGAGAAGCAACAUCGUGCUGGAGGGACAUACCACUUGUGGGACAAUGAAGAUGACGAGUCACAGAAAGCAUAUGUUCGAGAGCGCAGAAAACAGGCCAGAAAACCCUACAGCACUGAGGAAAGUGUAGAACAGCAGCGCCACCCUGGCAACAGUGAGGAGGACGAAAUAGAAAUGAAGCGUAGCAGAAGUGAUCAGAUGGAAAAUGAAGAGGAGAAUAUGGAGGAGGGAAGAUAUGCUGAGAGACAAGAAUACAGAAGCCAUCUCCCUGCAGAGAGUAAGAGAACCACGGCAUCCUACAGGCCCUUCUACCCACUGCUGUGGCAGAAAAGACAGCAUUUUGAGAAAAGGGACAGCACAGGAGAGCAGGUUCUGGAGGGCAAAGAGGACAGCAGGCCCACCCCAAAUGAGGAGAGUCUUUUCCCUGAAUAUAAUGACUAUGACUGGUGGAACAAAAACCAGAUCGUAAGUGCUCUGAACCAUGGGCGCACCGAGAAGAGGAAUCUUGGCCAAAUGAACAGAUACGAUAUGAAGAGGCAAUACAACAAGAUGGAUCAACUUGUACAACUUCUGAAUUACAGGAGGAAGUCAGCUGAAUUCCCAGAGUUGUACAGUUCUGGAAAAGACCUAAAAAAGAGCCACGUAAUGAGGAAUGACAGAAGAAGUCUGAGUCAGAGGCCUCUGACAGAAGAGGAGGAAAAUGAACUGGAAAAUCUGGCCGCUAUGGAUUUGGAGCUGCAGAAAAUAGCUGAGAAGUUUAAUGACAACAGGAGAGGCUGAAGGUGAUCGGCUUUGGCAUUUCAAAGCUGGGGUAGCUCUACUCACAAUACCUGUAGUUUGUGGUAAAUUCACUGCCACCGGAUUGUUGUUUGCCCUAAACCCAGGAAAUACUAGUUACUGUCCUCUGUAGUGUAGUGAUUUAUACAGCUGAAAAUGUCUUUAAUUUGCUAUUAUGCUAUUGAGAUCUAAAUGGCAUGAAUUUUAGUAUCACAACUCUUCAUGCAAGGCAAAUAUUUUUAAUAUGCUUAUGAAAAUAAUUGUGUUGGUGUUCUUCAGAAAUAUAUUUGAGUUUGAAAUAAUAAAAAUUAUUGAUCUUGGACCAAACUUUCUCCUUGCUUAUAUGACUGUUUUGGUUAUUUC